CACCGAAUCAAAGCACGUUACUGCGGUAACCCCCGUCGACUUACAAAUGGACCGUGCGAUGCACUCGCCGGAGUGGAGUUGCCCGCCCUGUUUCCUCUCCGCGUCUGCUCCACUUCUUUCCCAACGACGUUUUAGAUCGAGAAGGAAGGCGAAGAUAGAUCAGCGCGCGACCGAGAGCGGAGGGGGAAAGCGAAGCAGCGCCGCGGCAAGUGCUUACGGAUGAGGAGAGGAGGCUUCAAACCCAACCUCACGCUUGCCUUGCCCAGCCACGAGGCCUCCAUCAGCCAGUUCUUGACGCAGAGCGGGACUUUUAAGGAUGGCGAUCUUCUCGUGAACAAGGAUGGGCUUCGGAUCGUCCCCGACGGCAAAGAAGAGGGGCAACCUCUUAUAAAGCCUGCAGGCAGUCUGAGUUUAGAUGACAUAGAUGUAAUUAAAGUGAUCGGGAAAGGUAAUGGUGGAAUUGUUCAACUAGUUCGUCAUAAAUGGUCCGGCCAAUUUUUUGCUCUCAAGGUUAUCGAAUUGAACAUUCAAGACAAUGUACGCAGACUGAUUGCUCAGGAACUCAGGAUAAACCUGUCAACUCAAUGCAAUUAUGUAGUUGUAUUCUACCAGUGCUUUUAUUACAAUGGUGCCAUCUCCAUUGUCUUGGAGUACAUGGAUGGAGGCUCACUUGGUGAUUUCUUGAAGCUUGUGAAAACUAUUCCAGAACCAUACCUUGCUGCUAUCUGUAAGCAGGUUCUUCGUGGAUUGAUUUAUUUGCACCAUGAAAAGCACAUUAUUCAUCGAGAUUUAAAGCCAUCAAACAUUCUAAUUAAUCACAGAGGGGAGGUUAAGAUAUCUGAUUUUGGGGUUAGUGCUAUAAUAGCUAGCUCUUCUGGACAGAAAGAUACAUUAAUUGGCACCUACAACUACAUGUCUCCAGAACGAAUAGCUUCAGAAAGACAUGGGUACUUGAGUGACAUUUGGAGCUUUGGAUUGGUAAUGUUGGAAUGCGCCACAGGCUGGUUUCCAUAUCCACGUUGUGAUAGUUUCUAUGACCUUUUGGAUAAAAUAGUUGAACAGCCACCACCAUGUGCAUCUCCAGACCAAUUCUCAGAGGAGUUCUGCUCAUUCAUAAGUGAAUGCAACCAGUGAACCACUGGAAUAUGGUACGCAACAUUUAAGGAGAAAAGAAGACAAUGCGGAACGAAGAGUUUGGGAAAGAGAAGACGACGACGACAACAACAACGGAAAAAAAGGAAAUAUGAAUGCAGUUAUUAUUAGGACAUUAAUUCUCAGUCUUUUUGUAUUCAAGAAAUGCGAAUAGAAUUAUGUUUAAUGGAAAUAUAAACUCCUAUUCUUUUCAUAAUAUGGUUUCUAACAACAAAAAAAAAAUUGUACCUGUAGUUUAAUUUGUGUUUCUGGGAAUAGUAAGAAGGAAAAAAAUAUAGAUAAAAGAGAAGGUAGAAGAUGGAACAGAAAGAAAACUACUGCAUCAAAACUAGAAUGAACCAUGUAACACCAUUAUUUAGUGGUAAAGCAAUUCUGCCAGUUCCUGUGCGUUAACCAUAAAGUUCAUUUAGCUAAAUUAUGAUAAACUUCUAGUUAGCAUGGCUCUUCGAAGCCAAUGUAUAUCACUGCAAACUGAUUAUCUGAAUCAAGUAUAUGUGGCAUCUUGAUGAAUGUUCGCCUUUUGCCACAAUUGAUGAAUGUUUCUUUUCAGUUUACAGAAAAAUCCAAAA
This is a messenger RNA of Zingiber officinale, 1721 nucleotides long. RefSeq names its product mitogen-activated protein kinase kinase 2-like. Lineage: Eukaryota; Viridiplantae; Streptophyta; Magnoliopsida; Zingiberales; Zingiberaceae. Gene Ontology annotation, cellular component: cytoplasm. Gene Ontology annotation, biological process: protein phosphorylation; MAPK cascade. The record is from RefSeq and is a predicted model, not a curated record. The transcript is spliced from 7 exons. Gene Ontology annotation, molecular function: MAP kinase kinase activity; ATP binding; protein serine/threonine kinase activity. Bases 220 to 1134 code for a protein of 304 amino acids.